Molecule: messenger RNA, 5621 nt
Organism: Amoebophrya sp. A25
Lineage: Eukaryota; Dinophyceae; Syndiniales; Amoebophryaceae
Source: the annotation of a GenBank genome assembly
GGUGUUUCUCAUGGUCGAGAAACCGCUGGAUCAAUGUAAUCAAAGGAUCAGAGUGCUCCAAUUGUUCUACGAACGAAGAGGUUGUUCACCAUGAGCAUCAUUUUCAUUAUGAUAAGACUUUACCCCAGUCCUUUGCCCAUUGACACACCUUGUUUUGUUUCUUAGUUUUGGUUUUGUUGAUUUAUUCAAGUAGAAGCAUCCUCCCUUCUCUACUCGUACUCCUGUCCAUCUUCGACGUUGACUAUUCUCUCAGCAUAAUUGCAUACCGUACUACUUUGUAUAGCAAGAAAUUCUUGAAAAAUGGCCGCCGUUUCUUCGUCUGCUCCUGCGAUGAAGAAUUUUCUGGAGAAGAAAAUCGAUGCCGACUUGGCAGCUGGUGGUAGGACCCAUGGGAAGACCGUCACUACCCGUUUUCCACCAGAACCCAACGGCUACCUCCACGUGGGCCAUGCCAAGUCCAUCCUCCUCAACUUCGGGCUGGCAAAAAAAUACGAUGGUCAGUGCAAUAUGCGCUUUGACGACACCAAUCCAGUGACAGAAGAAACCGAAUACGUGGACAGCAUCUUGACUGACGUACUAUUAUUUCUACAAGUUUUCAUACUACGUCUAGAGUCUACGUAGAGUCUAGCACUUGUAUCUUCCAAUUCUAAAAAGUGCAAGUCGUGUGAGCACCUAAAGACGUGCUAAUAAAGUUCCACCAAGUCGAUCGUUUUGGUGAAAUUCAAAAUCGCUUACUAUAAUUAGGAUAUCACCUCCCUCGCCCUCCCAACUUCAACUAGGUCGAGUGGGUCUGCUCCGCUCUCGAGCUCCCCUGGGUCAAAGACGGAGAGAAGCCUUGGAGAGAUAACUUGUUUUACGCGAGUGACUACUUUGAGCUUCUUUUCCAGUAUGCAGUUGAGCUGAUCGCAGCCGGCAAAGCCUACGUGGACUCCCAGACGCCAGAAGAGGUCAAAACGAAUAGGGAACAAGGGAUUGAUUCGCGAUUCCGGAGUAGGACGGUGGAAGAAAACAUGACACUUUUCCAGGAAAUGCAGAUGGGGAAGCAUGCUGAAGGUACUGAAAUAGCGAUAGCAAGAAAGUGCACAUAUGUUUCAUGAACAUGAUCCUGCUCACCCAACGACGGUGACACUUAAUCCCAUCACAACCACCACCACCACCACCACCACCGCCACCACCACCAGGGGAGGGGCGCGCAACUCGUAAGGUCAUGCUGUUUCCUGUAUUUUUAGUAAGGUGCCUGCUCCCUUCGCGCCCGAGAACCUGGAGGACGUUGAGGACGCUACCCCGUUCGGUUCGGGUUUGUUGUGUCUGUUUUGGUGUCUUCUGUUCCUCAGUGUCGUCAGCCUCCUCUGUGUCCUCUGUUUUGGUGUCUUCUGCUCCUCAGUGUCGUCAGCUUCCUCCGUGUCCUCUGUUGGGUGAGAAACUACGCGCGAGCUAGGUAGUGACCACCCAGGUGCUUGCGGUCGUUCUCACCUUGCCGUCCUUAUGUGGAAAGUCCUGGACUUUUAUGCGAAGCGGUUCGGGUUGGUUUGAAGCGGUUCGGGCUGGCCACCUGAGUGCCUGAAUAUCGUCGGAAGAUGGUCUGGAGAUUGCUCCACCCUCUCGCUGAGGCAGGGCCUCCGGGCCGGCCGGGCGCGGGCAUUGGGGGGCGCGCGGUUUCGCUCUCCACCCUCUCGCGCUGGCAGGGCUAAACGAUGACAAAGCGCAGGGGCCGCGCACUUGUUUGAUGUUGGCUGGUCUUUGGGAUGGAAUGACGUCGAGCGCGGUGCAGAACACCGGCAACCUGACGCGCGCCCAUCAGUUCGGUGAAACUCUGCGAACCAGCCGCGUGCCCCUUAUGCAGGAGGUAAAAGGUGCGAAACGUGUCUACCUUAAGCGCGCUGAAGACAGCGGAACUCGCAAGCGCUGCCGCUGGAGAUAGGACACGCGCCUGCCCUGGCGCUCGGUUAUUGCACGGCGCUGCUCCUCGAUGGGCUGGCGUUCGAUUAGGCCAUCGACAGCCUCCGGCGUCCCGACAUUCCCCACACCGUUCUGGAGGUGGAGGCGCCGCCAUCGUGCCACUGCCAGAAGCCCACGAAGCGGGUCUUCCUCUCUGAUCGGAAGCAUUUUUUUCGCGAAGUCGCUCGUGCCCAAGUCUUUGCAAGGGCGGGAGGCGUGCGUCUGCGAGAAAUCAUUAAAAGCCGGAGACUGCGGCAAGGUGGUCGGCGUCGACAGUGUGGAGACGGAGCGGCAACGGGCGCGGCGGGCUGAUCUCCUGACCUCCGUCGGCCCCAGGUCCCUCCGUCGCUCCGAUCUAACAAGGCGACGCGAGCUGACCUAAUUCCAAACGAGGUGGGUGCGGGGGUCAUGUGUGACGCCUUGGCGUUGUUCGCGGUGGGGGUCGCCGAGUUUCGGCUCCUUCUCAAGACUACGCAGGAAGAAGCGGCUGGUGCUCCGGAUGUGCAUGAUUUUCGGGAAGAGCUCCUGCGGUUCAGCGAGCACCCCGAGAGGAGGCAGACAGCAUAUGCCAGCUGUUUCCCUUACUCCAUCAAGCUCAACGGCAGCAGCGUGAUUUUCACGGAGGGCGGAAAAUUUGGAAAAAACAAGCACAAAGAAGCAAGCGCCAGAGCCCUCUGGGACGCCCGGGACAUGUUGAAGAAAGCGCCUGCGUACCUGGCUGGAUUGGUCGAGUUUGGGAGCGAUGACACCACGCGGGUCGCGUAUGUGUCGCGUUUGCAGGCAAUGCUUCACCUCGCCGCGAGGCAUGGGCUCACUCGGCCCCAUACGUUUCCGGCGGGUGCUGCUGUGUUGCCGGAUCUCUUCCGCGAGAUGAAAGACGGGGCCUGUCCCUUCAGCUGGGAGGACCAUCUUGGAUACUUGAGGGGGAGCGCCGAAACGGGGCUGGUCUCCACGUACGGCGAGGGGCAUCAGGCGGGUGGCUUGGGGGUCUAUAAUGGCACUGUGGCAGCCUCUGAAGCCAUAGCCCGCGCCAUCGCGAACCCGUCCGCUUCGGUCGAUCUCAUCAGGCCCGGGAAUUUCGGGCGGUGUCAUAGUGGGGGCCUUUUGCAGUGCCCACGUGAUUCUUUGGCGUAUGCGUACGCAGUGCGAGCGAAGGAAGACUGUCCACAGCACCGCGCAGCACAGCGGUGCUACGUCCUCCACCACCACCACCACCACCACCACCACCAAAGGUUCCCACUUCCUUCGUGCGAAGAUCGAUAUGCAGAAUCCGAACUUCAACCUAAGGGAUCCUCCAAUCUAUCGUAUCCGAUUCGACCACCAUCACCGUACUGGUGACAAAUGGAAAGUAUACCCAAUCUACGACUUCGCGCACGGUCAGGAGGACGCUAUUGAGCACAUCACCCACAGUAUCUGCACGUUGGAGUUCGAAAACCACAAUAUCUUGUACAGAUGGUUCAUCGACAAUAUACCGAGCAUACCGAGUAAGCCGGAGCAGGUAUUUUGUUUGAGAUUGUGACUCUGACUUGGAUCAUUCACGGUUUUUUUUUUCCGCUUGUGUAGCUCAGUAAUUUGUUUUGUUUGUGUACGUAGAAGCACGUCUUUUUUUUUCUCAUGUGGCGGAGAGUACGUAUCUAUGCUUAUGUACUCCGAAGCAAUUUUCGCAUCGAUUUGCAUCCUUUACUUCCCUCCAAUCCACUUCCACCGAUCCUCACCAGACCGAGUUCGCAAGACUCAACGUUGAGGGAGCAAUGACGAGCAAGCGAAAGCUGUUGCGUCUAGUGAACGAAAAGCGUGUGAUGGGCUGGGAUGAUCCCCGAAUGUUGACUAUCUGCGGUCUCCGAAGAAAAGGAGUCAGACCUCAUGGUAUUUUUGAAGAUCAGUAAUAACGCACUUGGACAAUAGUAGAACGACAUCACUCUCUCAAGAAGAUUGAUAGUGGAGAAACUUUCCUCUUGUUCCGAACGUAACAGGUUUACAAGUUUGCCACUCUCGAAUCUCUUUCUCCACUAUCCCCUAAAGGUAUCAAGCGCUUCUGCGAUAUGGUUGGUGUGACAAAUACCGAUAGCAUGCAGCGAAACGAGGUGCUUGAGGAGGCAAUCCGACUCGACUUGGAUCCGAUCUGCGCAAGAAGAAUGGUCGUCUUGGAUCCGAUUUCAGUCGAGAUCAGCUCAUAUUCUCCCUCCAGCUCUUCAGAAGUGAUUCAAAACUGCGCCAAUCAUCCUACGGAUAAGGCACAGGGUGCACGAGAGGUGACCUUUUCAGGCAAAAUCUUUAUCGAAAGAGAUGACUUCCAGGAAGACGCGCCAGCAGACUUUUACCGGUUCAGCAAAGUUGGGGGAGAGGUAUUUUUAUAGCCUAUCAGAACGACAGAAAUAGAUGUAAAAUCACUUCUAUUGAGAAGAAAUUCUUUCUAUCGACUUACCCAGCAACAUUCUAACUACGUCAAUCAUUAUUUUUAUCACCGCCUUCAUCAAUCCAAGCUAAAAACAGGUGAAGCUCCGCCACAGCUAUGUCAUCAAGCUCGAAGAGAUCAUCCGAGAUCCCAAGACCAACGCUGUUGUCUCCCUCCGCUGCUCGCACGAUCCUGCGACUAGAGACUGCAUGCCAAGUGAUCGUAAGGUGAAGGGCAUCAUCCACUGGGUCGACGCGUCGAAUCACCAGCCGUGUGAGGUUCGGCUGAUCAAUCGUUUGUUCAACGAGUUCCCAGAGCAGGAUGAAAACGGCCAACCUGAAUACGACAUGAUGGAGUAUCUCAAUCCGAACAGCCUGAUCACCUACGCCAAUGCAGUAGCAGAGAAGAGCCUGGCAGAGGAAAUUUUGCCGGCAGGGGGGGUUGCAGUGAUGAACAGUGUUGGAGGAAGUGGAGACGCAGCUUCUGAUCCGUCAGUUGGGACCAACGGCGUCUCUGCUGGUGGCCAGCCAGGCUUCACGGUUCGUCGUUACCAAUUCGAAAGGAAAGGCUUUUUCUGCAGUGACAGGGACUCAACCAAAGAGAAACUAGUCUUCAACCGCGUCGUCCCUCUGAAGGAAAGCAGUACUGUGAAGAACAUGACGGCAUCCAACACGGGCAGUCGUAAAGCAGAGCAAGAGAAGCAACUAGCGGAGAAGGAGCGUCUGCGUAAGAUCCCACCAACAGAGUUCUUCAAACAGGGAGAAUACGAAGGUCUGUACUCGAAGUACGAUGACAAGGGGAUCCCGACGCAUGAUGCGAAGGGAGAGGAAGUGACGAAAUCUGCCAAGAAAAAGAUGGCCAAGGACUGGGAGAAACAGGAUAAACUGCACAAGACGUGGCUGAAGGAACAGGCGGCUUAGGAGUUCACUCGCUCCUCAGUUGAGCAAGCAGCGUAGCAGUAGUUCACAACCGGUUGUCUUGGUAACAGCUGCAAAUGCAGGAAGAACAAGCAACCCGUACAGUGGAACUAGUGAAGCUGUAAGUUUUUCUCUUCUCACUGGAUGAAGCGGCCGCCUCUCCAAUUAUAGCGCAUGAAUACAAUACAGCAAUCCCAAGUUACUGUCGUACUAUGAAAAAUUUCAUGGACCACCUCUGUCUCUGACAGCACACGCGCAAAUGGUGAUAUUCUUCGCAUAAGAAUUAUCGUCUGGUGACCUUUCCACCUUCCAUUUAAUGAUUCUCAUCGAAUCGGGCUACCGUUGACCGGUUCCUCCCGCAUGAUCGUCAU